Bipolaris maydis ATCC 48331 is the source of this 223-nucleotide messenger RNA. NCBI's taxonomy places the organism in Eukaryota, Fungi, Ascomycota, Dothideomycetes, Pleosporales, Pleosporaceae. The record is from RefSeq and is a predicted model, not a curated record.
ACAACAUGUUUCAUUUGCUUUUCGUCGUCCGUGUCCUCGUUCGGAUUUCUUUUGCUCUCCUUUGCCCGUUGCUCGUCCCGUUCUCUUCGGUGAUCUGCACCAACCAUGCCGACCGUCCGGCUCGUCCUCUGGGUUAUCCACACCUGGCACACUCGGGAGUCUCCUGCGUCACAUCCUAGCAUGAUCAAAAUCGCCAGCAACCCUCUUUGCAUUAAGUUGUAAU